Messenger RNA from Myotis brandtii (Brandt's bat), 1839 nucleotides. RefSeq names its product tubulin tyrosine ligase-like family member 12 (gene TTLL12). Gene Ontology annotation, biological process: protein modification process. The coding region runs from base 1 to 1803 and encodes 600 amino acids. The transcript is spliced from 13 exons. Lineage: Eukaryota; Metazoa; Chordata; Mammalia; Chiroptera; Vespertilionidae. The record is from RefSeq and is a predicted model, not a curated record.
AUGCAUGCAGGCCCGCUUCUAAGCGUGGUCCUGCGGUUUGACCUGGAGGCCGGGAGCGGAAGUCCGGCUGUGGUGAGGGUUCGGGGCUGGGCCUCCCUCCGACACCCACGCUGUGGUCCCCAGGUGUUCGACGCGGGGGAGAUGUUUGGGAUCAUGCAAGUGGAGGAAGUGGAGGAGGAGAGUGAGGACGAGGCCGCACGGGAAGCGCACAAGAAGAAGCCCAACCCGGGCAGCGAGCUCUGCUACAAGGUCAUCGUGACCAACGAGAACGGGCUCCAGGCGGCCGACCCCAACAGCAUCUUCCUCAUCGACCACGCCUGGACAUGCCGCGUGGAGCACGCCCGCCAGCAGCUGCAGCAGAUCCCGGGGCUGCUGCACCGCAUGGCCAACCUGAUGGGCGUCGAGUUCCACGGGGAGCUGCCCAGCGCCGAGGCCGUGGACCAGGUGCUGGAGGAGAUGUGGAAGUUCAACCAGACCUACCAGCUGUCCCACGGGACGGCUGAGGAGAAGGUGCCGGUGUGGUACAUCAUGGACGAGUUCGGCUCGCGCAUCCAGCACGCGGACGUGCCCAGCUUCGCCGCGGCGCCCUUCUUCUACAUGCCCCAGCAGGUGGCCUACACGCUGCUGUGGCCCCUGAGGGACCUGGACACGGGCGAGGAGGUGACCCGGGACUUUGCCUACGGAGAGACGGACCCCCUGGUCCGGAGGUGCAUGCUGCUGCCCUGGGCGCCCACCGACCUGCUGGACGUCAGCUCCCACACGCCCGAGCCGCCCGCCGAGCACUACCAGGCCAUUUUGGAGGAAAACAAGGAGAAGCUGCCACUGGCCAUCGACCCAGUGGUGCGUCCCAGCGACCACAUCUUCAAGGUCCACACGGACGUGCACCAGGUGCUCAGCCACCUCACGCACCCCCGCUUCACCUUCACGCAGAGCGAGGCGGACGCCGACAUCCUCUACAACUUCUCCCACUUCAAGGACUACAGGUGCGGCUCUCCCCCAGGCCCGGGCCCGCCCCGCCCCCCACAGCUCCCACGCCCCUCACAGGCCGUUGCCUGGGAGGGGCCCCGGGCGCAGCCCAGCCUCCCUUCUGCUCCCAGGGGCGAGGACAACCACUGGAUCUGCAAACCCUGGAACCUGGCGCGCAGCCUGGACACCCACAUCACCAGGAGCCUCCACAGCGUCAUCCGGCACCGCGAGAGCAGCCCCAAGGUGGUGUGCAAGUACAUUGAAAGUCCUGUCUUGUUCCUUCGAGAAGACGUGGGGAGGGUCAAGUUCGACGUCCGCUACAUCGUGCUGCUGCGCUCGGUGAAGCCCCUGAGGCUGUUCGUGUACGACGUGUUCUGGCUGCGCUUCUCCAACAGGCCCUUCGCCCUCAACGACCUGGACGACUACGAGAAACAUUUCACUGUCAUGAACUACGACCCGGAAGUGGUGCUGAAGCAGGUGCACUACGAUGAGUUCAUCCCUGAGUUUGAGAAGCAGUACCCAGAAUUCCCCUGGAGGAGCGUCCAGGCGGAGAUCUUCGGGGCCUUCACGGAGCUGUUCCAGGCGGCGUGUGCUAAGCCGCCACCCCAGGGCCUCUGCGACUACCCCUCGUCCCGGGCCGUGUACGCCAUCGACCUCAUGCUGAAGUGGGACAGCCGUCCAGACGGGCAGCGAGUGAUGCAGCCCCAGAUCCUGGAGGUGAACUUCAACCCGGACUGCGAGCGCGCCUGCCGGUACCACCCCACCUUCUUCAACGACGUCUUCAGCACCUUGUUCCUGGACGAGCCCAGCGGCUGCCACGUCACCCGGCUGGUGUAGGCGCCCGGCCUCCUGCGCGGGCUCCUGGUGACCCGG